This is a messenger RNA of Linum tenue, 867 nucleotides long. NCBI's taxonomy places the organism in Eukaryota, Viridiplantae, Streptophyta, Magnoliopsida, Malpighiales, Linaceae. The record is from the annotation of a GenBank genome assembly.
GAAGUCAGUUCUCAACAAAACUCUCUUCUUCCUCCCACCAUUUGUGUGCCUUAAUAUAUAUCGAUCCUCAAGAUUGUCCCCAUCAUCCAAAUCAUUCACUCACUUCACCAAGAAUCCUCCACAUCAAGAAAACAGAGCCUUUUCUUUAUUGGGUUAUUCUCUGAGAAACAAGUAGAUAUACAGUUCUCUGGUAAUAAGAUUUCGGGCUAGCUUGAAGCUUAACAACAAAUCAUCAUCAUCAUCAUGAGCGGGGAGAAGACCAAGAGAUCAUCAGGAUUCGGGAUGCAAAUCGAUCAGCAGCAAAGUUUCCAAGGAGUUAGCGUUGUGACUGAGCCAUAUGCUGCUGCAUCUCAUCAUCAUCCUCAUCCUCAUCCACACCAGCUUCCUGUCACAGGUCAUCAUGUCGUGGUUCAGAGAGGAUCCUCGGCCCUUCCUUGCUGUGGUAUCGGCCUUGGUUGGUUCUUGUUUAUAUUGGGGUUCAUAUUGGGAGCAAUUCCAUGGUAUGCUGGGGCUUGCGUCUUUCUUUGUGCCAAGUAUGACAGCCGCGAGAGGAUUGGAUUGAUUGCUUGCUCUGUUCUUGUAAGCCUUUGUUUUAUUCGUUUCCUUUUCUCUAAUUUGUAAUCAUAUAUUGAAUUCUCCAAAGUUCAUGAUUAGUUAUCAAAAAAAAUUUGCUUGAUUCAUAAUUUUGAGAAUUGUUUUUUACUAAUGAAGGUUUUUUUUUUUUUUUUGUGCAGGCUGCUUUGUCGACGGUUGUGGCUAUCAUUAUAGUUAUAUUAUCGAUAAUUUGAAUUGAACGACUGUACUUGUGAUAUGGCCAUGUGGUCGGCACUAAUUUAGUUUUGCUACUUCUAUACAUGUAUCUCUGGU